AUGACCAGACUGCCCACCGAUGACUACAGACGAGUAUCCCAUUUGGAGCGUCAUGAAAAAACACGCCCACCAUCGAACUUUUUCCAACAUGCACUGAUGGCCCGCUUCCUAACAAAAUGCCUCGCAGAAGCUGGUUACUUUGGUGCAUCGCCCAAAGCUGAAGAUCUGGUGACUAUCGGCGGCAUACUUUUGCGUACUUUGCAAUUCGUACAAUUCAAUACACACGAAGUAGCCGAAUUGCAUGCGAAGAAGGCAGAUAGCAAUGAGAAGACGGUAUUCAUUGGUGGUGGACUCUAUCCGACAUUGGCGCUCUUCAAUCACUCCUGCGAUCCGGGUGUAGUGAGAUACUUUCGCGGCACCACUAUACACGUGAACACCAUACGCCCCAUCGAAGCUGGUCUACAAAUUGCUGAAAAUUAUGGUCCCAUUUAUACGCAGGAGGGUCGCGAAAAGCGUCAAGCUGAACUUAAAAAACUCUACUGGUUCGAUUGCACAUGCGACCCGUGCUUGGAAAAUUGGCCCACCUUCGAUCAGCUGCCAACCGAUGUCAUACGCUUCCGCUGCGACGGCCCCAAACAGUGUAGGGCAAUUAUUGAAGUGCCGGCGACGUGCAACGAUUUCAUGAUCAAAUGCGUGACUUGCGGCGAGAGCACGAACAUCUUGAAGGGCCUCAAAGUGAUGCAGGAUACCGAAUUGAUGACACGCACUGCCAAGCGUCUCUAUGAUGCGGGCGAUUACGCGAAGGCGUUGAAUAAAUUCAUUGACCUACUACGCAUUAUGUACGAGGUGCUGGCUCCGCCCUUCCCCGAUUUCUGUCAAUGUCAACAGCACACAAAGGAUUGCUUCCUGCACUUGGGUAAUUUCUAUAAUUUGAAUUAAUUCAUGCGCACAAAAUAAAUACCUACCUAUGUAUAUGUGUAUGUAUAGUUAUGUGGCUAAUUGUGUUUG
This is a messenger RNA of Rhagoletis pomonella (apple maggot), 948 nucleotides long. Its product is annotated as N-lysine methyltransferase SMYD2-A-like. The transcript has 4 exons. Bases 1 to 879 code for a protein of 292 amino acids. Lineage: Eukaryota; Metazoa; Arthropoda; Insecta; Diptera; Tephritidae. Gene Ontology annotation, molecular function: protein binding. The record is from RefSeq and is a predicted model, not a curated record.